CUGCCUGCGCGCGGUGAGCGAGCUAUACUUUGUGCAGUUCAGAUAAAGUUUUGUAUUUCCACUCUUAGUCCGCAAAUAUCAUAACCAAGAUGCUGUACACAGUYUUGUGUGUUGUUCAAUUAGCCAUUGGCGUUUUGAUGUUUUCAUUUGGAAUCGUUGAUCGCACUGCCAUCCAAGUUCAAUUCAGUUUUCUGAUGCUACCGAUAUGGAUCGGAAUACUGGCUGGUUUGACUGGCUUGUUUGGUGUUUUGAUUGGACUUCGCAAUAAACGCCAAGGUUAUCCAAAUGUCAACAUGGUUUCAGCCAUCAGAGCCAUCAAUACCUUGUGUGUUGGACUCUCCCUAAUCUUAUUUUAUAUGUACGGCACUGUGCAGUCCUACUUUGGCUUACGUGAUGCCUACAACACAGCCAUAGAGAAUCUUCCUGAUGAUGACCCGGCCAGRAAGAAAUACUUCCCAAUGCCAGCCCUAAGUAUCCCAAUUGAUGUUGUGACUAAUAGCGAUACAAUCCAAGGUGUUUUGGCAGCCAUCAUGAUAUUAUGUUUGGCUGAGAUGUUUGUUGGCUGCUGGAUGGCYAUGCUKGAUAAGGAUCAGAUGAUGCUUCMGRCKCAAAGUCAGCARAAUGCAGUAAGCGAAAAAAUAAUAAAAAAGAAUUGGGUGUGGGGAUCAUCAAGUUCAUUUUUAAUGAAUUAA
Exaiptasia diaphana is the source of this 692-nucleotide messenger RNA. RefSeq lists its product as uncharacterized. The record is from RefSeq and is a predicted model, not a curated record. The coding region runs from base 90 to 692 and encodes 200 amino acids. NCBI's taxonomy places the organism in Eukaryota, Metazoa, Cnidaria, Anthozoa, Actiniaria, Aiptasiidae. The transcript has 3 exons. Gene Ontology annotation, cellular component: membrane.